UUAAGGCAAACGUGAGAGAGAGAUACAGACAUCGCCGCCCACCCCCCCACACAUUUCACACGCGAAUCUUAUCUCUCUCUUCCUCCGCGGCAGCAAUGGAAUCGUCGAAGCAGUCUCUGAUCCCUAGCUUCCUCUAUUCCUCUUCCUCUUCUCCCAGAUCUGUUCUCAUCGACCAAGUCCUGACCUCCAACUCAAACGCCGCGUUUCAAUCCCCCAAUCUCGACAAGUCUCCUCAAACGACGAUGGUGUCUCGUAAAAACUUCCUUAUCGCGUCUCCCACUGAGCCAGGGAAAGGGAUCGAGAUGUACUCUCCUGCUUUCUACGCCGCGUGUACCUUCGGUGGUGUUCUCAGCUGUGGUCUCACUCACAUGGCUGUUACUCCUCUCGAUCUCGUCAAGUGCAAUAUGCAGAUUGAUCCGGCCAAGUACAAGAGCAUCUCGUCUGGUUUUGGGAUUUUGCUGAAAGAGCAAGGAGUUAAAGGCUUUUUCCGUGGAUGGGUUCCUACUUUGUUGGGGUACAGUGCUCAGGGGGCUUGUAAGUUUGGGUUUUACGAGUUCUUCAAGAAGUAUUACUCUGAUCUCGCUGGACCUGAGUUUACUGCCAAGUACAAGACACUCAUUUAUCUUGCUGGUUCGGCUUCUGCGGAGGUUAUUGCCGAUGUUGCGCUUUGUCCUUUUGAAGCUGUCAAGGUUAGGGUUCAGACACAGCCUGGGUUUGCUAGAGGAAUGUCUGAUGGGUUUCCUAAGUUUGUCAAGUCUGAAGGAUAUGGAGGGCUGUACAAGGGUCUUGCUCCACUUUGGGGACGUCAGAUUCCUUACACUAUGAUGAAGUUUGCUUCGUUUGAGACUAUUGUUGAGAUGAUCUACAAGUAUGCUAUCCCCAACCCCAAACACGAGUGCAGCAAAGGUCUGCAGCUUGGUGUGAGUUUUGCUGGAGGUUAUGUUGCUGGAGUGUUCUGUGCAAUUGUUUCCCACCCAGCUGAUAAUCUUGUGUCGUUCCUCAACAACGCUAAGGGAGCAACCGUAGGAGAUGCGGUGAAGAAGAUAGGAAUGGUGGGACUAUUCACGAGAGGGCUUCCUCUGAGAAUUGUGAUGAUAGGAACAUUGACCGGAGCACAGUGGGGAUUAUAUGAUGCCUUCAAAGUCUUUGUUGGACUGCCAACCACCGGUGGUGUUGCUCCAGUUCCUGCGAUCAAAGCCUGAAACUAAAUGAUGAUGAAAAUGGUUAGGAUUUUUGUUUGGAAAAAAAAACAAAUAAGAGAAACUUAUGAGGAAGAGUGGAGCUCGUCCUCCGGAUUCAAACUUUAUUACAUUUUUGAAAUGUGUUUUCUUAAUUCGGGAUUAUUCCCACACUUAAAAGAUAGAGUGGGCACGUCUAUUUUUACUACUUUUGCUCUGUUUCAUUUGAAAAUUUCGUUUUGUUACUAUUUUUGUUGGCCUCAACGUACUACUUUACUAUUACUGCCUAGACCUACUAUUUUUCCAUGCUUCAUACUUUUCUAUAUUAGCAUCAAACAGUCUGCCAAUUCUGGAUAAUACAGCAUAAUAGAGAAUGCUUUUUGGGUUUGAAGUUAUAUGAAUGGUUAGUGCGAUU
Molecule: messenger RNA, 1593 nt
Organism: Eruca vesicaria subsp. sativa (arugula)
Lineage: Eukaryota; Viridiplantae; Streptophyta; Magnoliopsida; Brassicales; Brassicaceae
Source: the annotation of a GenBank genome assembly